AGACGGAAAAUAAACGGGGGGAAGGGGAAGAGGGAGACUGUAGGUUAUAUAGUUUCUGGUCUCUUUUUAUUUCUACCCCAGAAAUUAUCUUCACUGAUCUCGGAGUCGAGAGUUUUUCUCCGGACAAACCCAAAGCGAAAUCUGGAUGGUUUUCUUCUCGAGUGCGAAGCAUAAUCCAUCCAAGAGCCCCUCGAGCUCCAAGUGCAUCUCUGACGCAGUAAGUGAUUCGUCCACAUUGAUUAAUAUCCCUUUCUUGAUCCGAGGUUCGGUGCUUGGUCCCUUUGAAGAUACUAUGCGGCGGAAAUGUUUGGAACCUCUUGGGUUUUCUUUUUUUUUUUUUUUUUCCAUGCGACGCUCUAAAUCGACGUCUCGCGGUUGCAAAUUCCUGAUCUUUGUUUGUGUCUGAACCGUGAGAUAGAGCUGAAACUUGUCUUGGCAGAGCUAGGUUGAUGGAAUCAGCACGCGCGGACGAAGUUGGGUCAUCUUCUCCAUCUGGGUCUGGUGUUUCUAGCUCCCAAUUGACCGAAGAUGCGGCUUUUCGCAUCGAUGACAGGUGCCCUAAACAAGUAUCGCCCAUGAGGGGUGGUGGGUCGAGGAAUACUAGCCCCUUAAGCCGGGCAGGAUCAAGAAACACAAGUCCUUCUAGGCAAAAGGUUAUUAAGACGAAGCCCCGUGGUUUAGAUGAGGAAACAGCGGCUACAUUCAGCAAAAUAGUGCACCCUGAUGUUCAAAUGGAGGAUAAUAUAUGGGCAAUGUUGCCCGAGGACUUGCUGAAUGAGAUUUUAGCUAGAGUCCCACCAUUUAUGAUUUUCCGGCUUCGUUCAGUUUGUAGGCGCUGGAAUUCUAUCCUCCAGGAUAGUAGCUUUCUCAAGUUCCAUUCGCAGGUGCCGUCUCAUGGGCCAUGUCUUCUUACAUUUUGGAAAAAUUCACAAACCCCACAAUGCUCGGUCUUUAGUUUGCCUCUGAAAACAUGGUACAGGAUUCCUUUUAACUUUUUGCCGCCUUGGGCAUUUUGGUUGAUCGGCUCAUCCGGAGGUCUCGUUUGCUUUUCUGGGCUUGAUGGGUUGGCUUUUAAAACUUUAGUCUGUAACCCUCUUACUCAGACAUGGAGGACACUGCCAAGUAUGCAUUAUAAUCAGCAAAGACAGUUGAUCAUGGUUGUUGAUCGGACAGAUCGGUCUUUUAAAGUAAUUGCAACGAGUGAUAUAUAUGGCGACAAGUCGUUGCCGACUGAAGUGUAUGAUUCGAAGCUUGACAUUUGGUCUCUCCACCAGAUUAUGCCUGCAGUUAAUCUUUGCUCCUCAAAAAUGGCGUUUUGUGAUUCUACAUUGUAUUUGGAAACUCUCUCACCUCUUGGACUGAUGUUAUUUCGAUUGGACAGAGGGCUAUGGGAACAUAUCCCCGCUAAGUUUCCAAGGUCCUUGUUGGAUGGUUAUUUGGUUGCCGGUACUCAAAAACGUUUGUUUCUAGUUGGGAGGAUAGGUCUUUACAGUACACUUCAGAGUAUGAGGAUUUGGGAGUUGGAUCAUGGAAAGAAUACCUGGGUGGAGAUCAGUAGAAUGCCACCGAAAUACUUUCGGGCUCUUUUUAGGUUGUCUGCUGAGAGAUUUGAGUGCUUUGGACAGGAUAACUUGAUCUGCUUUACAUCUUGGAAUCAAGGGAAGGGUCUCAUAUAUGAUGUAGAUAAGAAGGUUUGGUCUUGGAUUGCUGGCUGUGCUCUUCAGGUCUGUAAGGUUUCCCCUUAAUGAUAGAAGCUUGUUCAGGGCCAUUUCCUCACUUAGCAGGAGUUCCCUUUCCAUCAGAAUGGGCAUUCCUGCUUCCAAAUAUCUGACCAAACAAAGGAGAAGAAAUCUUACUCAGAAUGCAAUUCUAAUUUUGUUGAUUCUUUUAAACAAAAGAUGUUUUGAGUUGGCUUGGAAUUGCGUGCGCAAAAGGGUACCCAUAAUGCAAAGCUUCAUUCAGGUCAAACAUUUUUUUCUAACUGCGCUGCAUAAUUCAGUCGAAUUAUGCAAUCUGAGCUUUUUGCUGUAAAGUUUGCUUUGCUGGGAAGUUAUGAGUAAGACUGCUGGAUAUGGACGGUGGAGAUUGUUUCAUGUGCUAUCUCUGCUAAAAACUACUAAUCCAUCGCUCAUCAUUGCUGGUAACAUUUGGAUUUACCGUACCAUGGUAAGUAUGUUGCAGGAAUUGUUUGACAUAUGAAGUGUAGUGGAAAUGUUUAUAUGUGCUAGUUAAUUCUCUGAAAUAUGCUGAAUAUUGUUUAUCUGCUAUUAUGUUCCGAAUAACAAUGUUACUUUGCUGAAGCUCUCAGCUAAUCCGAACUAGA
This is a messenger RNA of Rhodamnia argentea, 2323 nucleotides long. RefSeq names its product F-box/kelch-repeat protein At5g15710. NCBI's taxonomy places the organism in Eukaryota, Viridiplantae, Streptophyta, Magnoliopsida, Myrtales, Myrtaceae. The transcript is spliced from 2 exons. The record is from RefSeq and is a predicted model, not a curated record. Gene Ontology annotation, molecular function: protein binding. Bases 450 to 1745 code for a protein of 431 amino acids.